Saccharomycopsis crataegensis is the source of this 342-nucleotide messenger RNA. RefSeq names its product DNA-directed RNA polymerase II core subunit RPB9 (gene RPB9). Lineage: Eukaryota; Fungi; Ascomycota; Saccharomycetes; Ascoideales; Saccharomycopsidaceae. The transcript is spliced from 2 exons. Gene Ontology annotation, cellular component: RNA polymerase II, core complex. The record is from RefSeq and is a predicted model, not a curated record. Gene Ontology annotation, biological process: DNA-templated transcription; maintenance of transcriptional fidelity during transcription elongation by RNA polymerase II; transcription initiation at RNA polymerase II promoter. Gene Ontology annotation, molecular function: nucleic acid binding; zinc ion binding; DNA-directed RNA polymerase activity. The coding region runs from base 1 to 342 and encodes 113 amino acids.
AUGACCUCGUUCAAGUUCUGUUCUGAUUGUAAUAAUAUGUUGUAUCCAAAAGAGGAUAAAGACAACAGUCGACUUCUUUUCAGUUGUCGUAACUGUCAUUAUACAGAGUUGGCUGAUGACCCAAAGGUGUAUCGUCAUGAACUUAAGGCCGAUAUUGGGGAAACUGCUGGUGUGAUUCAAGACAUUGGGAGUGACCCAACCCUACCGAGAAGUGACAAGGAGUGCCCAUACUGCCAUGCGCGCAACUGUGUGUUUUUCCAAUCACAAAUUAGACGAAAAGAUACUAGCAUGGUGUUGUUCUACGUGUGUCUUGAUUGUAAUAGAACAUUCAAGAGUGCAUGA